AUGCUGAGUGGAACACUAUCGUGACUUUCUUCCCGUUCAACAGUAACAAACACACCGUAGACCUCUACCUGUUCGCGAUACGUCCGCACCACACCGGGAGGGGUUUUGAAUGCUGUUGUGCGACUGUCAAGAGGCACUGUAAUUUGAAAUCGAGGAAAUAAGACGUCGGACUGAAGAGCAAACGGUCCGUACCCAUAAGUUACCGACUCCGGUCUGUUUUGCGGUUUAUUCCUAUUAGAUUUCCCCCCUGAGAAAUCAGUCAAGGAAUAUUCAUUGCGUUCCGGUGUGGUGGUGGGGAUUUCAUGUCCACCCAGUCUUUUUAGAAUGGCGAGAGAAUACGCUAAACAUUGCCCCGCAUCACCAAUGAAAAACAGUUUGUUGGUGACAGCAGCGAUCCUUCUGAUUAUUCAAGCUGCUUCGUGUCAGCGGGUGAGGGUGGAGACUGAGGUGGAGGCGUACCCCACCGAGUCGGUCGACCUCCGCUGUCAGUUUGUCGACGGAGGAAACACCAAGCUCACACAGGUGUCGUGGAUAUGGGAGCCCACGGAAGGCCAGCGGGACAACAUUGCCGUCUUUCACCCCACAUAUGGCGAGAGCUUCCCCGAAUCUCCCUUCUCUGGGCGUGUCCGCUUCAUCAAAGGCACCUUGACAAGCCCCUCCAUUACCAUUACCAGCCUGAAGAUGGCCGACGCCGGGCGGUACACCUGCGAGUAUGCCACCUACCCCAGCGGCAAUGAGCAAGGCACCACCAAUCUGGUCAUGCUUGCUAAACCCAAGAAUUCGGCAUAUCCCGUUGUCGUCCAAGCCAGCACCAGCGGCGAACCAGUGGUCGUGGCCCAGUGCGAGGCUGCCGACAGCAAGCCAGCGGCCACCAUCAAGUGGAUGGGAGCGGACGGUGGCACUGAAAACACCACCUCCGUAAAAGGGCCGGACGGCACGGUGACGGUGAGGAGCGAGUACCUCAUAGUGCCCACGCCAGAGGACAACGGCAAGGAGGUCACCUGCAUAAUCAGCCAGCGCACCCAGGACAAGCCCCAGACCUUCCCCAUGAAGUUGGCCGUCGAGUAUCCCCCGACUGUGUCCAUAGUGGGCUAUGAUAACAAUUGGUACAUUGGCCGAACCGACGCUGUCCUGACCUGCCAGGCCACUGGCAACCCUGCCCCCACCACUGUCACUUGGACAGUCAUGUCAGGUCCUAUGCCUGACACGGUGCAGAUCAACGCCAACAAGCUGAUCGUGCGGAAGGUGGACGAGGCUGUGAACACCACCUUCGUCUGCGAGGUGAAGAACCGGCUGGGAGUGAGCAAGCACCAGGUCACCACAGCGGUCAUCGAGCAGCGUAAGAUUACAGCAGGGCCGUCGACGGCUGGCAUCAUCGGAGGCAUCAUUGGUGUGGUCCUCUUCUUGCUGGCGAUCGUCGGCGCUGUCAUCAUUCUGGUCCGCAAACGCAAGCAGAACGCCGUGAAUGGGGAUGGUCCUCCCAAGCACAAGCCCCCUCCCCCUGUGAAGGCCGGCAGCUCCACUGAAAUGCUGAACAAGCCUGUCACUGACUCAGUGCUGACGGAGCUGACAGAGACCCAGCCUUUCAGUAACAUCUACUACGAGACCAGCGGAGAGCCUGUCACGGAUCUGGAUGCGUGCGACGAUGACGAUGAUAACACCGUUGGCGGUAGGGCUGCUAAUGGCGGCGGCCCUGCUGUCCUGGAGGACUCGAUACAGUAUGCCGAUGUCGACGACACGCUAAAUGACGAAGCCCUGCCGCCGUACUCUGACGCGGACGAUCACCAUGUCGACGAGCCGCCGUCGACCGCUGUGGCCCGCGGAGAAAGCUUUGUGUCGGCAGCCAUGUAUGUUUAGCAGGUGACGUUUAGGUCUCCAUAAUGACACAACAACAACAACACCGUGCCUCUACUCGGUUACAUUGAACAGCACAGAGUCCGAGCAAGGCUCUGGAAAGAUCGGCACAACUCCAGCCUCCCGAUGUGGUCAAAUCCUAAAUGCAGUGUUUCCUACUGUUGUGAUUCGGGCAAGGUAAUAUCACUGGAAACAUCAUUCAAAAAUAUCACCCGAAACUGGUUGUUUGAAAGUUGCAAUGUUACACCGUCCAGUAAGCAUCCUCAGACCAAAAUGCCAUUUUAUGGCAGUAUGAACAAAAUGAGGUUGUCACUGUUUUAUAACAUUGCAACAUGACUCACGUUUUGGGUUCAGUCUAAAUUGCAAGAGCUGGUAAUACUGCAUUAUUAGGGUAACGAAAUGUGACAUCUUGGUUUACAGCAAAGCACACAAUGCACACACAAUUAUCAAUGCGCUGGUAAUUCCCCCCCACAGGAAAGAUUACUGCUUACAUUCAAGUCAAAUUAAGUUAAAAUUAUAAGGAUUGUAUUUUCAGAGUGUCAAAAUACACGGCCUGUAUUGGAGAAUACUGCCAUUAGUACCAUUUUACGUAGAUGAAGUGGUUAAUAUGCUCUCUAAUAUAUGCUGUAUAUUUUACACAUAGCAAAAUAUGUAUUUUAAUAUUUUAUAUUUUAGUCUUAUUCUAAAGCCUUUUAUGUACUGAAACACAAAUGUGCAAAACAUCAUUGAUGAACAAUUAUGUGAGACCGUGUAAUGUUGGUCAAAGAUGUCAAGGUGAACCAAAUUAUCAAUGAACACUGUAAAUAAUAUUAUAUUGAUGCUUAAUAUAUUGCCGGUUAAAUGUGUGCACAUCAAAAAUAACUAGUGUAGUUGGUUCCAGAGCCUCUAUGUAUAGGGGUGUCAGUUUCCGUGUGGAAUUGAAAGAAAAAAAAAUGUACAUUUUACUUUAACGGGUAUUGAAGUUGUCAGUCAGUGAAUAUAAAAACGGUUUUGUGGAUUUUAGUCCUAAUAACUCUGCAUGGCAUGAUCGUGGCUCGUUUCAAAACAGUUGGCUCACUUUUCCCAAGGCUACUUGCAGACACCAGGCUUUAUACUUUUUCAAUGUUGUCGAUGUCUUUGCAGUCCUCCAUUGUAUCGUCUACUUCAGGCACAACACAUCGAUGUAGAGCAGCGGGGUGGUUUAGGCCGUACAGAAGGCGCGCACAGCACGACUUGAGAUCUCUUUUGGCUGAUACAUAAGUCAGUCAGCAUACGACUACGUUCUUUCCACAGAGUGCUUACUGCAGGGUGCAAUAAACAGAAAGUUGAGUCGAACUCUUGCUCAGUAAUGGGAACAAAUCAUUGGUUCUGCGUGUUCCAAAGAGCUUGAGUCGCAAAAUUCCACGACGGCGUUGAUCUGUCAGUGUCACCUCGACAGACACCGAGAGAAGCAAGCCUGUACUAAGUACAUUAACUUGUUAAAUAAAAAGACACAAAGAAAAAGACAGAAACAUGAACAAAAAGCACAUGUACUAAUUGUAGAUAUGUAUGUAAAUAAAUAGAUGCUAUAGACACUAAUGAUUGAUAGACAGAUAUAGAACAAUAGAUGGUUAAACGUAUACGGACACAUGGAGAAACUGCCGACCCCACUGUUCUAUACUCCAUCAUAGUCAGUGCAUUACUUAAAUAUGAUAGUUUUUUUUGAUGUGACAAUCACUUUGAAAGCAACUGUCAUGGGCUUUUGGUGGUGAUUUUGGUCUCUAUGGUUUCUUUUGAAGGGAAUGUCUGCAUGCUGCAUGGAACUAUGUGUAGCUCAACUUCUUCUCUGUGCAAAAAGAGUCACGCUGCCAUUUUGAAAACAUAUGGCUGUGGGCGGCGGGCUCGCAUAUAAAGUGCUGCAGUAUCAGACAAUCACAUCUGUAUUUUAUAGCCCUUACACAGGUCAGAGUUCAAAGGGAAAUGAAUUGUUCAUUGUUUGGUUUUAUAAACUGUGAUUCCAUUUAUUUCAUUUUUUUUGUGUAUUUUAUGUAUUUCAUAUUGUCAUCAAAUAUAUUAUACUGUUUUGUGUAUUGCCUAUAAAGAAAAAGACUCAAAAUUGAAGAUUGAUAUAGUGUUGAUAUAGUGAGCUUAAAAAAGACAAUCAUUGGGACCCCUGGGUUUGUUAUUAUCAAAGACCAAUGAGUCAGCAGUCUGUUUAGUUUAGUUCUGUUGUUUUAUGCUCAAGGCAUCUGCUAACUACUUCUCGCUGCAGCAGGAGAUGCUGUGUGUGUUUGCCAAUAAAUUAGCCUCCUCCCCAAUAGGUUUGAUGCCAAAAAUACAAACCGUGAAUGUUAGCGAUAACACUCAUCUGAAUCCGGUCUUUUUCCUUCCCUGCUUGUUUUGGUUAUCUCACAUUCGUUGUUGCUUUUUUUUCAUCACCAAGCCAGACGUGCCUUCGUUAAUUUAUUUUUAGCUUGUUCAUUUACACAUUUCUUUCUCUUAGAAAAUAAAGACUAGAUUAAAAAGAAACAUGGGGUAACCUCUGAUUGUGGAAAGCCAAACACUUGAUAUUGUGAUUUAUUAUUUCUCUUUUCUUUCUUUCCCUUUAACUUAUUUUUUUCUGAUGCUUUUUGGGAAACGUGUUAUAUGUUUUACGGAUCAUUGUCUUGUUCAAUAAAAUGUAAACUAAA
Molecule: messenger RNA, 4502 nt
Organism: Oncorhynchus masou masou (cherry salmon)
Lineage: Eukaryota; Metazoa; Chordata; Actinopteri; Salmoniformes; Salmonidae
Product: poliovirus receptor-like
Exons: 10
Coding region: 325-1857 (510 amino acids)
Source: RefSeq, a predicted model, not a curated record